Messenger RNA from Fusarium fujikuroi IMI 58289, 2925 nucleotides. RefSeq lists its product as uncharacterized. The transcript has 10 exons. The record is from RefSeq and is a predicted model, not a curated record. Gene Ontology annotation, biological process: carboxylic acid metabolic process. NCBI's taxonomy places the organism in Eukaryota, Fungi, Ascomycota, Sordariomycetes, Hypocreales, Nectriaceae. Gene Ontology annotation, molecular function: pyridoxal phosphate binding; carbon-carbon lyase activity. Bases 1 to 2925 code for a protein of 974 amino acids.
AUGGUCAGCGACGAGCAGAUCGAGCAUGAGCGUCGCCAACACGCCCGCGUCGGCUCAUACUUUCUCGGUCCCCGCGCCGAGAACUUUGAUCUUCUCAGUGAAUUCUUCACUUAUGUCUUGAAUGAACAGAAAAACACGCGGGAGAAUCUCUACAAAGAUGAUCCAGCUUUCAUCACUCAAGAUAUGAUCAAGACUGAGGAGUUCCAAGGUAGUAUCGCUCAACUCCGUGAAGAUGUCAAGGAUAUCUCCAAGAAGCUGUCGACCAAUUCCAUUCCGUUUUGGUCGCCGAGGUAUAAUGCGCAUAUGAACAUGGAUGCUGCUAUGCCUAGUAUCAUCGGAUAUAUGGCGGCUAUGAUGUAUAACCCUAACAACGUUGCCACAGAGGCUAGUCCCUACACUACUGGCGUUGAGCGUCAAGUCGGGGAAGAUCUGUGCCGCAUGCUGGGCUAUGGCUAUGGUGUUGGUGGUGAGGACUCUGAUGUUGUGCCAUGGGGCCACAUUACCUGCGACGGUUCGGUCGCCAAUCUUGAAGCUAUCUGGGCGAUUCGAAACCUCAAGUUCUACCCGCUAUCACUUAAGCUCGCCAUGGCCGAAGGCGCACCACUCAACUUCCUUACCCGUAUUGAGCCGCCUUUCAAGGUCACCACGUGCAAGGGAGAGGACAAGCCCUUCAACGAGUUGUCUACUUGGGAACUUCUCAACCUGAAGCCAACCGCAAUUCUCCAGAUCCCCACUCGCUUGACGAGCGAAUAUGCCAUCUCCGCCACUUUCUUGCAGACCGCUCUGCACGAUUAUCUGAUUCAGACUGUGGGAAAAGAAUAUGUUGAUCAGAAGUUCGGUAUUACCAAACCUGCCAAGUUCUUCGUCAGUGCUACGAAGCAUUACUCUUGGCCAAAGGGUGGAGCUAUCUCUGGUCUCGGUUCCGAUAACUUUGUCGACAUUGCCGUUGACGAAGAAGCCCGUAUGGACAUCUCCAGCCUCCGCGCGCAUCUUGAGUCUUGCAUUGAAGGUGACGAUGAAUCUCAGUACACACCCGUCUUUGGCGGUGUCGUCAUCAUCGGAUCGACUGAACAUGGUGCCUGCGAUCCGCUUCGUCAAGUCGUUGAGCUUCGCGAAGAAUUCCAAGCUCGUGGUCUGUCGUUCGCCAUCCAUUGUGAUGCUGCGUGGGGAGGUUACUUCUCGUCCAUGAUUGAGCGCAGGAUGUUCGCUCCCAUUCCUGGUGGAGAUCUGCCGUUUGUGCCCAAGUUGGCUAUCCAGCCUUAUACGAGGGAACAACUUGAGUGUCUGCCUUUUGCUGACAGCAUCACAAUUGAUCCUCACAAGUCCGGUUAUAUCAAUUAUCCUGCCGGUGGCCUUUGCUACCGUGACCAGCGCAUGCGCUACCUCAUCACCUGGACCAGCCCGAUUGUUUACCAUCAAGGCGACGACAAGGGAAGUAUGGGCGUAUAUGGUGUUGAGGGAAGCAAGCCCGGAGCUGCAGCAGUGGCAACAUGGCUAACUCACAAGACCCUCGGGCUUGAGGUUGACGGGUAUGGUAGACUCCUCGGAGAAGCCAUCUUUACCUGCACCAAGCUCUACUGUCACUGGGCUACUUUGACCAAGCCUGAAGAUGACCUGAUCGUCGUACCCCUCAUUAGACUACCCAUUGAGCGCAACGGUGGCUCAGCUGAGGAUGUUGCGAAAGAAAAGGAACGAAUCCGCGAAAAGAUCCUUGGAGUCAGCAAUGAGGAUCUGUUCAAAGAUGAAGAGACUUGGGAGCUUCUCGAAACUCUCGGCGGCGAUCUAAUGAUCAACGCCUUCGCUUGCAACUUCAGGAUUAACGGCAAGGCUAAUACCGACAUCGGAGAGGCCAACUACCUCAAUCAACGUAUCUUCCAGCGCCUCUCCUACACCAUUGAAGAUGAUAAGACGCCAAUCUCUGAUCGACCUCUGUUCCUGACCUCGUCGUCAUUUGGUGAAAAGCCUUAUGGCAAGUGUUUGACCAACUUCAAGCAACGUCUUGAACUUUCAAACAAGGAGCAUACUGCCCAUGGAGACCUGACAUUCUUGGUCAAUGUGACGAUGAGCCCUUGGCCAACCGACUCGCCAUUCCUUGAGAGUUUGGUCACGUCCUUCAGAAAGAUUGCAGAGGAAGAGGUGCAGCAUGUUCUCACUCGCAACACCGAGAAUCCAGACAUUCACGGCUUCGUCGUCCAAGGCCAUGACAAGAUCUACCUAGUCCACAUUCCCAUGUUCAACAUGGCCGCUCACCGCUGGCAAGUCAUCAUCACCGUUGAACUCCCCGGCGACGUCAAAGAGCUAUAUCAGAAGCUUCGCAAGGAGAAUCCAGACAAGUUCUACACCAUUGCCAACGUGGAGCCUGAGAAGCUCGGUAACCUUCUUGAGUCAACUGGCGAUGUCGAAUUCCGACUGGAUGACGGCAUUCCAGCUAAUGGUGACGUUGAACCUCUGGCUAAGUUCAAGCUUUCCAAAAUCCAAGUUGUUGUCAAGCGAUCCAUGUCGCAUGAUGACUUGGACAAGAAAUACCCAGAUAGAAUGCCCUUCUAUCUUUAUGGAAGCAAUGCCGAGGCUAAUAUCGAUCACGUGCUGAGAACAUCGCCUAAUGCCCAGCUUAGCGGAGAUCGCGUCAAACUCAAUCUCGAACCUGCACUGAGCGAUGAGCAGCUUGGUAAGGGUGUAGUCGCUGUACUGGAAGACGUCUAUGAGAACUCAAUUCAGCCGCUACCCCAAGAGGAGAACGAGGAGGGAACCUUGGUCCUGAAGACCGAUGCACCUGGGCUGUCGCUUGUUGCCGAUCAUAAACACAGGGUCUCGGUGUACAACAACUACGAUGACUUCCUUGGAGGGUCUAAGCCCAUCUCAAGUGGUGACUUGAAUCUCACAUCAAAGAUCUUUGCUGAUUGGGGAAUGGUCAACAUGGAUUAA